AUGGAAGAAUCAAAUCCAAGACAGCAGCAAGUGGAGAAGAGUCUUACACCUCUACUGCCUUAUCCCCAAAGAUUCCACAAAGAAGCAAAGGAUCAGCACUUUCAUAAGUUCUUCGAGACUUUCAAGAAGCUAGAGAUUAACAUUUCCUUGGCUGAGGCAUUAGAGCAAAUGCCUUUGUAUGCUAAGUUCUUGAAGGAGCUUAUCAACAAGAAAAGAAGUUGGCUGGAGAAGGAGACUAUACUGCUUACUGAGGAAUGCAGGGCCUUGAUUCAAAAAGGGCUUCCCCCUAAACUUGCAGAUCCUGGAAGUUUCUUUUUACCUUGCACCAUUGGGAGAUUGACCAUCAACAAGGCAAUGUGUGAUCUAGGAGCAAGGGAAAUUAAGCCCAUACAAAUGUCUCUAGAACUGGUAGAUAAGUCAGUAGUAUAUCUCAGGGGUGUGAUUGAAAACCUUCUAGUCAAGGUGGACAAAUUCAUAUACCUUGCAGACUUUGUGGUUUUAGAUUCAGAUGAGGAUGAAGGUGAUUCUGUCAUACUUGGGAGACCUUUCUUGGCCACUGCUAGAGCCAUUAUAGAUGUGGAACAAGGAAAGCUAACCCUUCGAAUGCAUGAAGAGAACAUCAUCCUGAAUGUGUUUUCAGAGACACAGUCCAGUAAUGAGAAGAAUAACUGCAUGGAAGUUGACAAAGGAAGCUUAUAUUGGAAGGAAGGAGUUAGCAAAACAGUUGAAAAUCAUCUUCCAAGGUAA
This is a messenger RNA of Arachis duranensis, 747 nucleotides long. RefSeq lists its product as uncharacterized. The record is from RefSeq and is a predicted model, not a curated record. NCBI's taxonomy places the organism in Eukaryota, Viridiplantae, Streptophyta, Magnoliopsida, Fabales, Fabaceae. The transcript is spliced from 2 exons. Bases 1 to 747 code for a protein of 248 amino acids.